Molecule: messenger RNA, 1748 nt
Organism: Chondrus crispus (carragheen)
Lineage: Eukaryota; Rhodophyta; Florideophyceae; Gigartinales; Gigartinaceae
Exons: 2
Coding region: 1-1389 (462 amino acids)
Source: RefSeq, a predicted model, not a curated record
AUGCCCGCCCCACAGCCAUUCAGCCACAUGAGUUUCUACCCUACGCCAAUGUCUGUCCCGCCUGCAACUUCCGCAAUGUCCGGUCAUCAUCCCCUAGCACAUCGCCCCAUGGACCGUUGCCACAAAUGUCACCAAAUCGUGUCACCGCUUGACAAAAUUGUCCUUUCCUGUGGCUGCACCCCGUUUCACAUGGAAUGCAUCGACAAGGUUAAAGAUGAAGCCAGGCGAUCAAAUCAGUACAUCAAAAGCCCACCAAUCUCAAAAUUCAAAUGUCCCCGUUGCUAUGAUCCCGUCGUGAACUGGCACCGUGUCCUCGGUCCUCCUUUGCAACGUGAAAGUCCAACGCGUCCCCAUUCAGGCCCAUCGAAUUUCUAUCCCAUGCCGCAACCGUACACCCUGCCAGGAUACCCUGGAAGCUCGGCGUGUGAGUCGCAUAGAAGCCAGCCAAUCCCCAUUCCAACAGUUGUACAAGAACAGCAACCACAAGGUCCUUACGGUGGCAACUCGUGGACACCUAUGCAUGAAGCAGCUUCGCCAUCAGGAGCCGCAGACCAUGACAUGAGGCACACCGACUGGCACCGGCAGUUUCCUGUGUCGUGGCCACAGAGGCCCAUGCCUUCGUUUCGCCUUCCUCCGGGGCGUGGAAGCGCCUUCCCGAGUCAGCUGUCACAGAACGAAGGGCUUGACGUACUUGCGCCAGCCACUGAGGCUGCAUCGGCCCCACCUCUGUCGCCUAAGGAUCAAUCCCCCUUGCUGCAUCAUACCACUAUACCGAGCUUCGACUCAAAAGACGAGUCUCUAAGAACAUACUCUCACUCUUUCGACCCAAAAAUCCAUGUCUCGUUUGAGAAGACGAGAUGGGGUGCAGAUGAAGGCUUCGCUCCAGUCUGUGGAACACCUGAGGGGCCAUCAACUUCAACGAGGUCAUUGUGGAACGUGCAUUCAUCAAGCCUACCAGACACGGCGCGUCAAGAAGCGAAAUUUUCCCACCACUCCCAGCCCGAUGAAGAUAUUGUCCGCAGGAUGCCGAGCGUUCCGAAAGUAAUGCCUCGGUCGCCAUCACCAGGCCCAAAGCACAGGGAACCGAAGGGGCGCGAGCGGGAGGGGAGCUAUGAGAGAGCGCAUAAGACGAAACAUGAGCGAGAGGGAGGUAGUGGCCAGCACUCCCGUCGCCGCUUUGCUACUGUGCGAGGAACAGCCUCAUUUCAGCCCCAAGACAACUGGGAUGGCGAAGGGGGGAAGCCUGACAUGAUUUUACACGUGAAGAUGCAUCUGAUCAAGGACCAGUGGAGGGGAAGCUGUCCGCAUUGCCAGAACACAACCAGGUGUCAAGAGGAGAGAAGGGAAGGUGGGCGCUGUGGAAAACAUCCCUCCGCAGGUCGUCGAUAACGACAAGACUAGACUUCGGCUGCUUUUCUUCUUUGGAUGUGGUGUUUAGCCAUUUGUGUAUUGCGGAGCCAUACUCUACGUUUGUCCUCAUAUCUCAAGAACAGCAUCCCCUUAUUGGACUGGAAAGGAACGAAAACCAAGAGCGCACAUCGUUCUGACAGAGAUCAAAUAUUCGGGGUCGUUGUUGUGAUACGUUAUUACUGUGCGACAUAAACGCACUAAGAGCUCCGAAUUCAGGUCGCGGGUCGCAAGUGAGGAAGAGAAGACUGGAAGGGUUGGAAAUAUGAGACUGCCAGCGCUGCUUGAUGCUAUAAAGAACGGCGCAGCCUUUCUCUCAGCAAUAAAUAAUUUUUCUGAAA